Molecule: messenger RNA, 3453 nt
Organism: Pedinophyceae sp. YPF-701
Lineage: Eukaryota; Viridiplantae; Chlorophyta; Pedinophyceae
Source: the annotation of a GenBank genome assembly
AUGGGCGUCCCAGAGGAUUUCUGCGGCGCUACGUGCUGCGCGAAGGGCUGCUACAAGUGCGUCCCGGGGCUCUUCAAUAAGACGAUUCGCAAGGGGAAGAAGAUCCCACAUGCGUGGAGGGAGCACUUGGAGGCGGGGGGGAAAGACCCGAAGCUUGCAAGCUGGUGGCAGAAAUGGCAGCGCGACCAUCGAGACGCCUUCGACGCACCAGAGGCGCGGGCAGCCUCCCUCGAGGAUCUGAAAAUGAUUCAGGUCCUUGCAAGAGACCAAGGGGAGAACUGGGCGGAGGAGAUUGGGAGCAUCAAGUCGAAGUGGCACAAAAACGACGUGUUCAAGUUCGAGAACCUGUACGGAGAGCACGGCGCGAAGCCAGAGUUCCUUGACCUCGACCUCGGCGCCGUCGACCCCGCCGACCCGUUCGGAGUCAACGUCCGGCGCAAGCGGCGCGCUCAAGACGACGCGAACGCCAGGCUGCUGGCGAAUGUCAUCGACCCGUACUUCCAAGCGAAUGGCGCGCAUUUCAUAGUAGCGCGCCCGAGCGCGCAGCAGCAGCGUGGUGCGGCUGCCGCGUCCAGGCCGGCCCCGCGGCGGCCGCCCGGCGCCGCGCGGGGGGGAGUGAGGGCUGGCAGGGGUGGGGGGGUAAAACCCUCGGUGGGGGACUCGUCGGGGAGCGAGGAUGGGUCCGGGGCGAUCACGCUGCCCGAUGAGGAGUCGGACGAGUCCGAGGGCCGCGCGAUGCCGCCGCCGGCGCCUCGGACCGCGAACGGCGCAGCCCCCCGGGCGGUGUCUGACGAAGAGGCGUACUACGACGUGGUCAUGGCGGCGUGGGAGCGGAGGAACGCCGAGGACGGGCACCUGCACAGCACGAAGAUGGAGGUGCGGGCGAUGCGGUCGGCGCUGCGGCAGUACAGCCACAAGAUGAACUUCGACAACGAAUGCGGAGAGUGGGGCUGCAAGCUCGAGGGACUGUCGCGGGCGGAGGCCAAGGCGCUGGCCAAGGGGCUGAGCAGGAUGACGAAGGCGGACAGCGGCGCUGCGAAGCCCAGGCGCGCGCUCGAGGCGAAGCGGCCGGCACCUUCCCGGCCCUCGGCACGGCCCGCCCCGCCCGAGCCGGAGCCACUCCGGCAACAUACCGGGAAGCUCCCGCAGUACGCCGAGGGCUCGUACGGCGCGGUCGUCUGCGCGGCGCACGAGAUCCUGAACGCCCCGGGCAGCGAGGACGCGCCGAAGAAGGCCCGGUGGGAAGUACGCGCGUUGCUGAUGAAACACCCCCAGCACCAGCUGCGGUUCGAGGGGCAGUGGGGGGAGUUCGGCGACGCGAGCCACCUCGUGCCCGGCGGACUCGCGGGCAAGACGUGGCGCGAGGCGGUGUACUAUUUGGAGGCCGCGGAGGCCGCGCCCUCGCACCGUGCUGCUCGCAGCGCCUCGCAGACCGGCGGGGGGUCGCAGGCGGCGCGGCGCGAGGCGGGCGCGGUCGCGGAGGUCACGAGCCCCGCGAAGAAGCAGCCGGUGAAGGGCGCCGCGUCGGCGGGGAAGGCGACAGCAACGGCGAAGGGACAAGCCGCGCGGGCCGCAAAGGGGCCGAAGGUCACGGUGGGCCUGGACGGGUUCGCGGCCAGCUCGCCGGGCAACGUGGUGAUGCACAUGUGGCAGUGGUUCCAGCACAACGACGAUCCGUACGAGGCUUUGGCGGAGUUCCGGCGGCUUUGUGGGGAGUGCGGCGUACCCUCGGAACAGAGACAGUUGCUUUUGGGUGUGUUCGGCAACUACAUGGAGAAUCUGGGGACGAUCAGCAAGGAGAAGCUCCUUGCGGAGCUCGCGGACCUCGGGCAGGUGCCGGUCAAGGCGCAGGGCGAGGACACUCGCAGCAUGCGCCAGACGACCAUCGCAGACACCCGCGCCAGUGAGAGCCUGAUGAAGGCAAGCCUGCCGGCGCCGGCGAAGGCGGCCCCGUCGCGCAAGCGCCAGGCGCAGGUCGAGGUCGAGGUCGAGCCGGAGGAGGAGGAGGACGAGGGGCCCGUGGAGCCGCCGCCGGAGAGGAAGAUGGCGGCCAAGACGAAGCCGGCAAUCAAGAAACCUCGAGUGCCGAAGGACGACGACGACGUGAUCGCGGGCGGCGCGCAGGCCGCCACGCGGAGCGUGCCUGCGCCCGAGGAGAUCCGCGCGCUGAUGCGGGAGGCCCAGCUGGCGAAGCGCGGCCGCGAGGCGGGCUCCGAGGACGAGAGCGACGCCGACAGCAGCGCGUCGAGCGACAGCGACGGCGACCACGGCGUGCUGGAGGACAUGGGGCGCUCCACGAUGACCAUGGCAGACCUCGGCAUCCAGAUUCCGAAGCCAGAAGACGUCAAAGAGCUGCUCGCGCGCGUGGAUCUCCAUCGCCAGGGCGCCCGCAAACAGAGGCAGGAGCUGCUGGAGAAGCACCGUGCGUCGUUCCCACGCCUCGCCGCCACCGCGAAGGCGGGCCGCUCGGUGUGCCUGUGGGGCCUGGGCUCGAAGCAGGCUUUGCUCUCCGAGUUCGCCGACGCGCUGUACUCGGACGGCCUCGCCGCGCCACGGGACGCCGUGUACGUCGCCAAGGGCCACGACCCCAACGCAUCGGUCCGACACAUCGCCGCCGACGCCGCGCAGGCACUGCUGCGCAUCUCCAAGGCCGACGCCCUCGCGCGCGCGCAGGGGCACGUCCCCGCCGGCGACGACGCGGACGCGGCGGACGUGCACGCGGGCCGCAGCGGCGCUGCGCAGGCCAUCGUCGACGAAAUCCGCCGCCGCGCCGCCCCCGACGGCCCCGCGCUCUGGCUACUCGUGCACAACAUCGACGGCAAGGCCCUCCGCGCGCCGCACGACCAGGCCGCCCUCGCGCAGCUCGCUGCGCUGCCGUGCGUGCAUCUCGUCGCCACGGUCGACCACAUCAACGCCCCGCUUCUGUGGACGAAGAAGGCGGCGUUCGACUUCGCGUGGUGGUUCUACGAGGCCGCGACGCUCGAGCCGUACCAGGACGAGCUCCAGGAGCAGGUCGGAUCUCUCGUGGGCGGCGCGGUGCAGACGAACCAGGACGCCGCGAUCCAGGUGCUGCGCUCGCUGCCGCAGAACGCGCGGAAGGCGUUCCGCGUGCUCGCGGAGCAGCAGCUGGCAGUGGGCGGCCAGGGCGGGGAGCGGUCGGGCACGCGCGACGGCCGCCCGCUGCUGCGGCAGGACGACUUGCUGCGGGCGGCGAGGCGCGGGUUCGUCGCGACGUCGGUCACGAGCCUGGGCGCGAUGUUGUCGGAGCUGAUCGAGCACCGGAUCGUCACGCGGAGCGAGCGGCAGGGCGCGGUUCACUUUGGAGCCAUGGUGGGUUCGAAGGACUCGGUGGUGCGGGGCGUGCUGGAGCAGCUGGCGGCGAUGGAGGCGGACGACGCGGCGAACGCGCGGGGCGCGGCGGGGCGGGAGGAGGAGGCGCCGGAGGUGCGGUGA